Molecule: messenger RNA, 1449 nt
Organism: Magnolia sinica
Lineage: Eukaryota; Viridiplantae; Streptophyta; Magnoliopsida; Magnoliales; Magnoliaceae
Product: fructose-1,6-bisphosphatase, cytosolic
Exons: 12
Coding region: 264-1289 (341 amino acids)
Biological process (GO): fructose metabolic process; sucrose biosynthetic process; gluconeogenesis
Cellular component (GO): cytosol; cytoplasm
Molecular function (GO): fructose 1,6-bisphosphate 1-phosphatase activity
Source: RefSeq, a predicted model, not a curated record
AGGGGGACGAGAGCGAGAGAGAGGAAGGCGUUAUCUUCAUGGUAGCCACGAGCGCUGCUUCAUGGCGGAACCGACACGUGUCAACGGAAACUUCCAUUUGUAUUAGAUAGCCCUAUCCCCCUUUCUCUCUUCUUCCCUACCUCUAAUGUGUAUAAAUAUUCCAGCACAAGAAUCAUCGGCUUCUUCUUCUUGUUAGAGAGAGAGAGAGAGAGAGAGUGUGUGAAUAAAGAGAAUUGCAGAAGACAAGGGAAGGGCAAGAAAACAUGGAUCAUGCAGCGGACGCUUAUCGGACGGAUUUGAUGACAAUAACUCGGUUUGUUCUGAACGAACAGACAAAGCAUCCUGAAUCGAGAGGAGAUUUCACCAUUCUUCUCAGCCACAUCGUCCUCGGUUGCAAGUUCGUCUGCACUGCUGUUAAUAAGGCAGGGCUGGCGAAACUCAUCGGACUUGCUGGAGAGACCAAUGUCCAGGGCGAAGAACAAAAGAAAUUGGAUGUGCUUUCGAAUGAAGUUUUCGUUAAGGCUUUGAUAAGCAGUGGCCGAACAUGCAUUCUUGUUUCAGAGGAGGACGAGAAAGCAAUUUUUGUGGAACCAUCAAAGCGUGGAAAUUAUUGUGUUGUUUUCGAUCCAUUGGAUGGGUCUUCUAACAUAGACUGUGGUGUUUCCAUUGGAACGAUUUUUGGAAUCUAUAUGGUGAAAGAUACCAAGAAACCAGCUUUAGAUGAUGUGUUGCAACCUGGGAAGAACAUGCUAGCAGCUGGCUAUUGUAUGUAUGGAAGCUCUUGCACGUUUGUUCUGAGCACUGGAAGCGGCGUCAAUGGUUUCACUCUUGAUCCAUCACUCGGGGAGUUCAUAUUGACUCAUCCAGACAUAAAGAUUCCAAAGAAGGGAAAAAUAUACUCAGUAAAUGAAGGAAAUGCCAAGAAUUGGGAUGAACCGACGGCAAAGUAUGUGGAGAAAUGCAAAUUCCCUGAGGACAGUUCAUCUCCAAAGUCUCUGAGAUACAUUGGAAGUAUGGUAGCUGAUGUCCACCGUACAUUGCUCUAUGGGGGUAUCUUUUUGUAUCCUGCAGAUAAGAAGAGUCCAAAUGGAAAACUACGUGUUCUGUAUGAAGUUUUUCCAAUGUCUUUCUUGAUGGAACAAGCAGGAGGUCAAGCUUUCACAGGCAAGCAACGGGCACUUGACCUGCUUCCGACAAAUAUUCAUCAACGAUCUCCCAUCUUCCUUGGCAGCUAUGACGAUGUUGAAGAGAUCAAAGCACUCUAUGCUGCUGGAGGGACAAAAGCAUAACAUGCAAAUCCCGUAUUUUCUCUUGAUAUUGUCAGUAUCUUCAAAUCUAUUGGCCAGUAUAAUAACUACUCUCCAUUAAAAGCGCUGCGACUUUUUCAUAAAGCCUCUUUGUAAUGGAACCAGUCAUUUAUGAGUUAAAUUUUGGUUAUACAUUCCCAAA